This is a messenger RNA of Limanda limanda (common dab), 5850 nucleotides long. RefSeq lists its product as uncharacterized. The transcript has 23 exons. Gene Ontology annotation, molecular function: serine-type endopeptidase activity. Lineage: Eukaryota; Metazoa; Chordata; Actinopteri; Pleuronectiformes; Pleuronectidae. Gene Ontology annotation, biological process: proteolysis. The record is from RefSeq and is a predicted model, not a curated record.
AUGGCUUUGGUGAGAUGGAUCUGCGCGGUCACUCUGACCAGCCUUUUCUCAACAGAGUUACGUGCUCAGCUGGAUGUAUGUGGAAUCACUCCCCUGAACACCAGGAUAGUUGGAGGAGAAGAUGCUCCACCUGGAAGUUGGCCUUGGCAGAUUAGUCUGCAGAUGUUUGGCGGCCAUUUUUGUGGUGGUUCCCUCAUUAACAGAGAGUGGGUGAUGACUGCUGCUCACUGCUUCUCCAGGUGGGUAACUAUUUCUCUCGGCCGUCAGAACCUGCAGGGCACAAACCCAAACGAAGAGUCCAGAAGUGUUUCCAGAAUCAUUUUGCAUCCAAAGUAUGACAGCGACAGCAGCAACAACGAUAUUGCUCUACUCAGACUCUCGUCACCAGUGAAUUUCACUGACUACAUCAGACCUGUGUGUCUGGCAGCCAGUGACAGUGUGUUCAACAAUGGUACAGAUAGCUGGGUCACUGGCUGGGGCAACGUCAAGGAGGGAGUGUCAUUAUCGUUCCCUGAAACUCUACAAGAAGUGGAGGUUCCAGUUUUGGGCAACAGACAGUGUAACUGUCUCAAUGGAGUCGGUACAGUCAACGACAACAUGAUUUGUGCUGGUGUUCUGGCAGUAGGCAAAGACUCAUGUCAGGGUGACUCAGGAGGUCCAAUGGUGAACAAACAGGGCUCCGUCUGGGUCCAGUCUGGAGUAGUUAGUUUUGGUUUUGGUUGUGCUCGGCCCAAUCUGCCAGGAGUUUACUCCAGAGUUUCCCGUUACCAGUCCUGGAUCAACUCCAUCAUUCGCUCUGAUAGGCCAGGAUUUGUGCAGUUCACCUCCAGUGGACUGGAUGCUGACAGCAGCUACACCUGUCCUGGUCUCCCACCUCCUCUUAUUACAACCACUACUGCUACUGGUCCUAGUACUGAAGGACCAGAAGCUACAACCACAGAAGCAGUCUCUCAAACCACAAUGUGUGGCAUCACUGCCUUGAACACCAGGAUAGUUGGAGGAGAAGAUGCUCCACCUGGAAGUUGGCCUUGGCAGAUUAGUCUGCAGAUGUUUGACGGCCAUUUUUGUGGUGGUUCCCUCAUUAACAGAGAGUGGGUGAUGACUGCUGCUCACUGCUUCUCCAGUACGUCUGGCUUGCAAGUUUCUCUCGGCCGUCAGAACCUGCAGGGCACAAACCCAAAUGAGGAGUCCAGAAGUGUUUCCAGAAUCAUUUUGCAUCCAAAGUAUGACAGCGACAGCAGCAACAACGACAUUGCUCUACUCAGACUCUCGUCACCAGUGAAAUUCACUGACUACAUCAGACCUGUGUGUCUGGCAGCCAGUGACAGUGUGUUCACCAACGGUACAGAUAGCUGGGUCACUGGCUGGGGCAACGUCAAGGAGGGAGUGUCAUUAUCGUUCCCUGAAACUCUACAAGAAGUGGAGGUUCCAGUUUUGGGCAACAGACAGUGUAACUGUCUCAAUGGAGUCGGUACAGUCAACGACAACAUGAUUUGUGCUGGUGUUCUGGCAGGAGGCAAAGACUCAUGUCAGGUGAGCAUCUUUUUUGAUUUUAAACCUGUUGGUCAUUGUGUUGAGGACUUUGUGAAAUACUUAGUCGUGUCCUCUUUUUGUCCUCAGGGUGACUCAGGAGGUCCAAUGGUGAACAAACAGGGCUCCGUCUGGGUCCAGUCUGGAGUAGUUAGUUUUGGUUUUGGUUGUGCUCGGCCCAAUCUGCCAGGAGUUUACUCCAGAGUUUCCCGUUACCAGUCCUGGAUCAACUCCAUCAUUCGCUCUGAUAGGCCAGGAUUCGUGCAGUUCACCUCCAGUGGACUGGAUGCUGACAGCAGCUACACCUGUCCUGGUCUCCCACCUCCUCUUAUUACAACCACUACUGCUACUGGUCCUAGUACUGAAGGACCAGAAGCUACAACCACAGAAGCAGUAUCUCAAACCCCAAGUCCCGACUUAACCAUGUCAAGUGCUGAAUUGUGUGGCAUCACUCCCCUGAACACCAGGAUAGUUGGAGGAGAAGAUGCUCCACCUGGAAGUUGGCCUUGGCAGAUUAGUCUGCAGAUGUUUGGCGGCCAUUUUUGUGGUGGUUCCCUCAUUAACAGAGAGUGGGUGAUGACUGCUGCUCACUGCUUCUCCAGUACGUCUGGCUUGCAAGUUUCUCUCGGCCGUCAGAACCUGCAGGGCACAAACCCAAAUGAGGAGUCCAGAAGUGUUUCCAGAAUCAUUUUGCAUCCAAAGUAUGACAGCGACAGCAGCAACAACGACAUUGCUCUACUCAGACUCUCGUCACCAGUGAAAUUCACUGACUACAUCAGACCUGUGUGUCUGGCAGCCAGUGACAGUGUGUUCACCAACGGUACAGAUAGCUGGGUCACUGGCUGGGGCAACGUCAAGGAGGGAGUGUCAUUAUCGUUCCCUGAAACUCUACAAGAAGUGGAGGUUCCAGUUUUGGGCAACAGACAGUGUAACUGUCUCAAUGGAGUCGGUACAGUCAACGACAACAUGAUUUGUGCUGGUGUUCUGGCAGGAGGCAAAGACUCAUGUCAGGUGAGCAUCUUUUUUGAUUUUUAACCUGUUGGUCAUUGUGUUGAGGACUUUGUGAAAUACUUAGUCGUGUCCUCUUUUUGUCCUCAGGGUGACUCAGGAGGUCCAAUGGUGAACAAACAGGGCUCCGUCUGGGUCCAGUCUGGAGUAGUUAGUUUUGGUUUUGGUUGUGCUCGGCCCAAUCUGCCAGGAGUUUACUCCAGAGUUUCCCGAUACCAGUCCUGGAUCAACUCCAUCAUCGGUUCUGACAUGCCAGGAUUCGUGCAGUUCACCUCCAGUGGACUGGAUGCUGACACCAGCUACACCUGUCCUGGUCUCCCACCUCCUCUUAUAACAACCACCACUGCAGCUGGUCCUAGUACUGAAGGACCAGAAGCUACAACCACAGAAGCAGUCUCUCAAACCACAAGUCCGGACUUGACCAUGUCAACUGCUGAAUUGUGUGGCAUCACUCCCCUGAACACCAAGAUAGUUGGAGGAGAAGAUGCUCCACCUGGAAGUUGGCCUUGGCAGAUUAGUCUGCAGAUGUUUGGCGGCCAUUUUUGUGGUGGUUCCCUCAUUAACAGAGAGUGGGUGAUGACUGCUGCUCACUGCUUCUCCAGUACGUCUGGCUUGCAAGUUUCUCUCGGCCGUCAGAACCUGCAGGGCACAAACCCAAAUGGGGAGUCCAGAAGUGUUUCCAGAAUCAUUUUGCAUCCAAAGUAUGACAGCGACAGCAGCAACAACGACAUUGCUCUACUCAGACUCUCGUCACCAGUGAAAUUCACUGACUACAUCAGACCUGUGUGUCUGGCAGCCAGUGACAGUGUGUUCCACAACGGUACAGAUAGCUGGGUCACUGGCUGGGGCAACGUCAAGGAGGGAGUGUCAUUAUCGUUCCCUGAAACUCUACAAGAAGUGGAGGUUCCAGUUUUGGGCAACAGACAGUGUAACUGUCUCAAUGGAGUCGGUACAGUCAACGACAACAUGAUUUGUGCUGGUGUUCUGGCAGGAGGCAAAGACUCAUGUCAGGGUGACUCAGGAGGUCCAAUGGUGAACAAACAGGGCUCCGUCUGGGUCCAGUCUGGAGUAGUUAGUUUUGGUUUUGGUUGUGCUCGGCCCAAUCUGCCAGGAGUUUACUCCAGAGUGUCCCGUUACCAGUCCUGGAUCAACUCCAUCAUUCGCUCUGAUAGGCCAGGAUUCGUGCAGUUCACCUCCAGUGGACUGGAUGCUGACACCAGCUACACCUGUCCUGGUCUCCCACCUCCUCUUAUUACAACCGCCACUGCAGCUGGUCCUAGUACUGAAGGACCAGAAGCUACAACCACAGAAGCAGUCUCUCAAACCACAAGUCCGGACUUGACCAUGUCAACUGCUGAAUUGUGUGGCAUCACUCCCCUGAACACCAAGAUAGUUGGAGGAGAAGAUGCUCCACCUGGAAGUUGGCCUUGGCAGAUUAGUCUGCAGAUGUUUGGCGGCCAUUUUUGUGGUGGUUCCCUCAUUAACAGAGAGUGGGUGAUGACUGCUGCUCACUGCUUCUCCAGUACGUCUGGCUUGCAAGUUUCUCUCGGCCGUCAGAACCUGCAGGGCACAAACCCAAAUGAGGAGUCCAGAAGUGUUUCCAGAAUCAUUUUGCAUCCAAAGUAUGACAGCGACAGCAGCAACAACGACAUUGCUCUACUCAGUCUCUCGUCACCAGUGAAAUUCACUGACUACAUCAGACCUGUGUGUCUGGCAGCCAGUGACAGUGUGUUCACCAACGGUACAGAUAGCUGGGUCACUGGCUGGGGCAAUGUCAAGGAGGGAGUGUCAUUAUCGUUCCCUGAAACUCUACAAGAAGUGGAGGUUCCAGUUUUGGGCAACAGACAGUGUAACUGUCUCAAUGGAGUCGGUACAGUCAAUGACAACAUGAUUUGUGCUGGUGUUCUGGCAGGAGGCAAAGACUCAUGUCAGGUGAGCUUCUUUUUUGAUCUGUAACCUGUUGGUCAUUGUGUUGAGGACUUUGUAAAAUCCUCAGCCGUGUCCUCUUUUUGUCCUCAGGGUGACUCAGGAGGUCCAAUGGUGAACAAACAGGGCCCCGUCUGGGUCCAGUCUGGAGUAGUUAGUUUUGGUUUUGGUUGUGCUCGGCCCAAUCUGCCAGGAGUUUACUCCAGAGUUUCCCGUUACCAGUCCUGGAUCAACUCCAUCAUUCGCUCUGAUAGGCCAGGAUUCGUGCAGUUCACCUCCAGUGGACUGGAUGCUGACAGCAGCUACACCUGUCCUGGUCUCCCACCUCCUCUUAUUACAACCACUACUGCUACUGGUCCUAGUACUGAAGGACCAGAAGCUACAACCACAGAAGCAGUCUCUCAAACCCCAAGUCCCGACUUGACCAUGUCAAGUGCUGAAUUGUGUGGCAUCACUCCCCUGAACACCAGGAUAGUUGGAGGAGAAGAUGCUCCACCUGGAAGUUGGCCUUGGCAGAUUAGUCUGCAGAUGUUUGGCGGCCAUUUUUGUGGUGGUUCCCUCAUUAACAGAGAGUGGGUGAUGACUGCUGCUCACUGCUUCUCCAGUACGUCUGGCUUGCAAGUUUCUCUCGGCCGUCAGAACCUGCAGGGCACAAACCCAAAUGAGGAGUCCAGAAGUGUUUCCAGAAUCAUUUUGCAUCCAAAGUAUGACAGCGACAGCAGCAACAACGACAUUGCUCUACUCAGUCUCUCGUCACCAGUGAAAUUCACUGACUACAUCAGACCUGUGUGUCUGGCAGCCAGUGACAGUGUGUUCACCAACGGUACAGAUAGCUGGGUCACUGGCUGGGGCAACGUCAAGGAGGGAGUGUCAUUAUCGUUCCCUGAAACUCUACAAGAAGUGGAGGUUCCAGUUUUGGGCAACAGACAGUGUAACUGUCUCAAUGGAGUCGGUACAGUCAACGACAACAUGAUUUGUGCUGGUGUUCUGGCAGGAGGCAAAGACUCAUGUCAGGUGAGCAUCUUUUUUGAUUUUAAACCUGUUGGUCAUUGUGUUGAGGACUUUGUGAAAUACUUAGUCGUGUCCUCUUUUUGUCCUCAGGGUGACUCAGGAGGUCCAAUGGUGAACAAACAGGGCUCCGUCUGGGUCCAGUCUGGAGUAGUUAGUUUUGGUUUUGGUUGUGCUCGGCCCAAUCUGCCAGGAGUUUACUCCAGAGUGUCCCGUUACCAGUCCUGGAUCAACUCCAUCAUUCGCUCUGAUAGGCCAGGAUUCGUGCAGUUCACCUCCAGUGGACUGGAUGCUGACAGCAGCUACACCUGUCCUGUACUGAAGGACCAGAAGCUACAACCACAGAAGCAGUAUCUCAAACCCCAAGUCCCGACUUAA